AUGGUUCUAUUUCGAAACAUUCCUGUCAUUCGCAGGUUUUUUGCCAAAGCGGAUGAUGGCAAGCCUCCAUUUCCUACACAACAGCUCUUCAUACUAGGGCUUUGCCGGAUAUGCGAACCUAUCGCUUUCAUGUCCAUAUUUCCGUACGUUUACUAUAUGGUUGCUAAUUUCAAUGUCACAACGGACGACCGAAAAAUCGCCUUCUACGCUGGAAUUGUUACUUCUGCCUUCACUCUGGCCGAGUUUUCUACCGGCAUGCUCUGGGGCCGCGUGAGUGAUGCUAUCGGCCGGAAACCAGUCCUCAUUAUGGGCCUCGUCGGGACGGCUAUUAGCAUGAUGGUAUUUGGGUUCGCUUCCAGCCUUCCGAUGGCCUUGAUGGCUCGAGCUCUGGGCGGCCUAUUGAACGGAAAUAUCGGCGUCUUACAGACCACAGUUGCGGAACUUGUCACGCAUAAGGAACAUCAACCACGAGCUUACUCCAUCAUGCCUUUUGUCUGGUGUUUGGGAUCUAUCAUCGGCCCUGCGCUUGGUGGUACCUUGGCUAAACCAUGUGACAGUUAUCCAUCGCUUUUCCCUGAAGAUAGUAUCUUCAAGCAAUAUCCCUUUUUACUACCGAACUUAGUUUGCGUUACUGUUCUUCUCGCUGGUAUCACGAUCGGGAUUCUUUUCCUGGAGGAGACCCAUGCUGUAAAGAAACAGCAACGUGACCGGGGCCGGGAACUCGGAAAGUACCUAGUGGCGAAACUCUUCAGGGGUGAUGAUGUGGCAAGGGGUAUGAAGAAUACGAGCGACACCGGUGACGAGGACGCUAAGCCAUUCUUAUUCCAUGACGACCCCCCGCCUGGCUACGAAAGCCUGGAAGAUCCUGAUAUCCAUGAAACCCAAGCAGCAAAGGGACCAAUAGCUUUGCCAGUCCAAACGAAGAAGGAUAAAGGGUUCAUCAAGGCAUUUACUCCCAAAGUGAAAUAUGUGAUUCUGGGAUAUGGUCUUCUCGCCUACCAUAGCGUGAGUUUCGACCAACUUAUGCCUGUAUUUUUAAGUACACCUGCUUCCAAUGCACCUGUCGAGCUCCCGUUCAAGUUCUUAGGAGGCUUGUCUCUUUCGACCAAAACAGUUGGAUUCAUGCUUGCCGUGCAGGGCGUAUACUCGAUGAUAGCACAGCUCGUCCUUUUCCCUUUCGUCGUUCGAUCCUUUGGAACCCUAAAUACAUACCGAUUCGUCAUAUGCGUUUGGCCACUUCUCUAUCUAGCCGUACCAUACCUAGUCCUCCUCCCUGAAGUUUUCCGGCUACCAGCUGCGUACCUCGCUCUAAUUUGCAAAAUCACGCUCCACGUUAUCGCAUUCCCCUCAAAUGCAAUUUUGCUCGCCAACUCCGCUCCAUCAACAUCUGUGCUGGGAUCUAUAAAUGGUGUGGCAGCUUCGACUGCCAGCUUAAGCAGAGCCCUUGGGCCAUCAGUGACUGGAUUCCUCCAUUCAAAGGGCCUAGAGCAUAGGCUUUCUAUUCUAUCGUGGUGGGCAUGUGGCCUAGUCUGCGCCAUAGGAGCUUUGGAAAGCUUCUGGAUAGAGAGAGAUAACGCAAAACCAGCCCCUCAAAGAGGAGAUCCCGAAAAACUGGAAAAGUUGGAUAUGGGUGAAUGUGAGGCUGGUUUGCAGUAUGAGGCAUCAGAAUCGACCACCGAUAAGGCGAGACUUCACCCAGAGCACUCUAGGGAACACUCUAGCGAUCUCAAGGCAUAA
Messenger RNA from Microsporum canis CBS 113480, 1737 nucleotides. RefSeq lists its product as hypothetical. The transcript is spliced from 3 exons. NCBI's taxonomy places the organism in Eukaryota, Fungi, Ascomycota, Eurotiomycetes, Onygenales, Arthrodermataceae. The record is from RefSeq and is a predicted model, not a curated record. Bases 1 to 1737 code for a protein of 578 amino acids. Gene Ontology annotation, biological process: transmembrane transport. Gene Ontology annotation, molecular function: transmembrane transporter activity.